Molecule: messenger RNA, 2253 nt
Organism: Cordyceps militaris CM01
Lineage: Eukaryota; Fungi; Ascomycota; Sordariomycetes; Hypocreales; Cordycipitaceae
Product: tannase, putative
Exons: 3
Coding region: 1-2253 (750 amino acids)
Source: RefSeq, a predicted model, not a curated record
AUGAAGUUUGCGCUCUCCCACGCGCUCCUGCUCGUGCUCGCCGCCGCCGACUGCGCUCUCGGCCUCACCCGGACCGAGAAAGUCCUCAGCGAUGGCGUCGUCGAAGUGACGUACGCCAACUUUACCGCCGCCGACAUGGAGCGCGUGGGCCGCCGCGGCGGCAGCCCCCGCGACCUGGCGGCGCGCACCUACGGCCCGCCGGCGUCGUACCCGGAGAGCACCAGGACCGAGUUCAAGGACGCGCGGACGUGCUGGAACUACUGGUGGUACUCGGCCAGCUGCGUGCUGCAGUGCAAGCUGGGCCAGCACUGCAUCGCCUGCCUCAAGCCGCUGAGCGUGCCGGCGACCUAUACCGGCGGCGGCUCCAUCGCCAUCACCCACGGCGACCUGCAGAAGUUUGCCAAGGACUUCGCCAAGGGCGAGUACGAGUUUCCCGUGUCCGUCAUGACCGAGGGCCCCGCGACCAUGGACUGGUACGGCCCGAGCGACAGGCGCUUCUGGCUGAAGCAGUGGUUCGCCGUCACCGAGGCCAGUGUCCGCAGCUGCACGGGCGGAAAGUGCGGCGACUGGAUGGCCAUCAAGAGCUGGAUGCCGUGCUCCAACAAGGACUGCUUCAAGUACACCCUCAACGACGGCUAUGCCCAGUCCACCCUCCAAGACAUAUGCAACGUGAAAUAUGUCCAGGCUGCCCUUCCCGCCGACAACUCUUUCCCCGGCAUCACAAUCAAUUCAUCCUCGGUCUCUACCGCCAUCACCUACAACGCCUCCAUUGCAGAGUCGGACUGGAACAGGGCCGCCACCAUCAACUACUGCAACGUCACCUUUGCCUACUCGCACAAUGGCAUCGCCGACGACGUCGUCCACGUCAGCUACUGGGUUCCCGCCCCGUGCGCAUUCCGAAAUCGCUAUCUCUCCACAGGCGGCGGCGGUUUUGCCGUCAACUCUGGCCCGAGACGGGUCCCCUGGAAUAGCGUGUUCCUGCUGGCCAACGGCACCAUCAACUGGCAGUCGGUGUACAUGUUUGGCUACCAGGCGCAUCAUGAGCUGGCCCUCAUCGGCAAGCAGCUGGCGGCGAACCUGUACAAUGUCUCUGCGAACAAGACCGUCUACUCGUACUACAUGGGCUGCUCCGAGGGCGGACGCGAGGGCUGGAGUCAGUUGCAGCGUUUUGCGGACCAGUUUGACGGCGCCGUCAUUGGUGCGCCUGCCAUUCGCUACGGCCAGCAGCAGGUGAACCAUCUGACGAGCAACGUCAUCGAGCAGACACUCGGCUACUACCCGCCAACCUGCGAGCUCGCCGCCAUUGUCAACUUGACCAUUGCCGCGUGCGACGGCCUCGAUGGCCAGACGGAUGGCGUCGUCGCGCGGUCUGACCUCUGCAAGCUCAACUUCAACGUCUCGAGUACCGUGGGCAAGGCGUAUUCGUGUGCGGCGACAACGCCACGGGUCAUGGGCGGCAUCUCCAUUGGUGCAUCGAGCCCGGCGCAGAACGGCACCAUCACAGCCAAGGGUGCCGAGGUGGCUGCGACCAUCCUCGAGGGUCUGUACGACUCGGACGGCAAGUUUGUCUAUCUGAGCUACCAGCCCGGCGCGUCCUUUUCUGACGCGGCUACGACGUUUGACAAUGCCACUGGUUCCUGGAAGCUGUACAUUAAUGGUCUGGGUGGCGAGUGGGUGGCCCGCUACUUGGAGCUGCGGAACACGAGCAGCCUGACGAGUUUAUCAAACUACACGUACGAUACGCUGCGCGACCUGAUGAUUGAGGGCCAGACGCGCUACGGAGACUCAUUGCAGACCACGCAGCCAGACCUGCGCGGCCUGCGCUCCGCUGGCGCCAAGGUCAUCCUCGUCCACGGCGAGCAGGACGACUCCAUCCCCGCGGGCUCAUCUGUGCACUAUUACGAGUCGGUGCGCUCCGUCAUGUACGCAAACAUGACGUACAAUGCGAGUGUCGCCGCCAUGGACGAUUUUUACCGCCUGUUCCUCGUCCCGGGCGGUGCCCAUUGCGGCACAAACCCGCUGCAGCCCAACGGCCAGUGGCCUCAAACCACGCUCGAGACUGUGAUUGAAUGGGUCGAGAGCAAGGCGGCGCCAGAGACGCUGGAUACGAAGGGCACUAUCAACUCCAUCUGCCGCUGGCCUUUGCGUCCCUUGUGGUCUGGCAAUGCCACCACCCCGGACUGUGUCUACGAUCAAGCCUCGAUCGAUACGUGGAUGUACGAUUUUGACGCUUACAGCACGCCUUUAUAUUAA